AUGGAACAAUACUCUCAAGAAAACCCCUUGUUCGAUCUCCUCUACAUAUUGAGAGGAGCAACUCCUACCCAUCCAUUCUUAUUUCAUCAUAUCUUUCAAUACUUUGACAAGGAUCAAAAAUUAGCAAUAAAACUCUGUCGAAAAUUGAUGGAUUGCCAAGAUUGUAAUUCAAAAAAUCAAAAUGGACACACACCACUCUAAAUUGCUGUGAUUUACAAUUAGAAGGCUGCCAUACGCUAUGCUCAAUAAGAUGGUAGGUUCGAUUUUAAUGAUCAAACAUUGAUGUCAUUAGCAAUCAUUCAUGCCUACUUUGAAAUUGUUGAAAUCCUCUUAUUCGAUGAAGGCCUAUCAGUAAUGCAAGCCAAUUUGAGGAUGAUGAAUUCUCAAUCAGCAAUCAAUUUAAAAAUUCUAAAAAGGUUUGAAAAACUUGAAAUCUAGUAAGCCUUAAAUGAGGACACAUUUGAAUAUUAAGAAAUCAUAGUCAAUCGAAUCCCUCAAUUUCCGAUUCCCAAGACCCCUAGUAAAAUUAUCAUUGAGACUAUCGAUGAAAGUCUUAUACCAACUGCUGAGUGCAUUGAGGAAAUUAACUAAGAAAGUGUGUUAAGAAAGCUGAAUAGAAAUGGAAACUUUUUGAAAUAAAGUUCAUGCCAAGAUAAUUAAAUUUACAAAUAAAAACAAAAAUAAAAAACUAUUGAAUUAUAAGAACAUCGAGUUUCUUACAAUAAUUUAUUUAGAUGCGAAAAUUUUGUUUAAUAAUUAUUAUGCAAAAUAUUCUAAUUUAAAUAUCCAUAAUUAGAUUUAGUGAUGUUAUUGUUUCUAUAAAAAGGCUAUCUUGAUUGUUAUUAUAAGAAUUUAGAUAGUCUAAUCGAGUAGAUGUUGAUACCAAUUCCUACUGAAUAAUCUAAUUCCGAUUUUGAUUAAACAAAGAAAAUAGAUAAUUAUUGCAGAGAGUUUAUAAAAGAAAUUACAUAAAACCUAAAUGGUUCGAAGUAGUAACUAUAAAGGUAGCGUUAGCAUUUUAAUAAUCUCAAAGUACAGAACUAAUCCAAAUUAAAAUCUGAUGUUUCCUAUCAAAGUAAUAAUUAGAAAGUGUUAAUAAAUUGCUAAGAUUUACUCCUUAUUUAUAAGGGUUUGUUUUAAAUAUUACACAAACCUUACAUGAAUAUAGAGAGUUGUUUUUUUAUCUUGGAAUAGUUUGAGUUGAUUAAUAAAUUAGAUAUGAUUCCUCAAUGCUAAUUAAUGACUGCUGAUGAGACCAUAUCUACAAAUGUUUAAUGA
Paramecium tetraurelia is the source of this 1278-nucleotide messenger RNA. RefSeq lists its product as uncharacterized. The record is from RefSeq and is a predicted model, not a curated record. Gene Ontology annotation, molecular function: protein binding. The transcript is spliced from 4 exons. Lineage: Eukaryota; Ciliophora; Oligohymenophorea; Peniculida; Parameciidae.